Cuscuta epithymum is the source of this 2676-nucleotide messenger RNA. The record is from the annotation of a GenBank genome assembly. NCBI's taxonomy places the organism in Eukaryota, Viridiplantae, Streptophyta, Magnoliopsida, Solanales, Convolvulaceae.
AAGUGAGUUUGAAUCCUAAAUCCUUCUUUAAAUCGUCCUAUGAGUACCAUUUAUCAUCGUCAAGUUAAAUGAUUUACCGAGUAUAAUCGGCAAGUUGUUGGUCAAAAAUCACAUGCCCAAGAUCUAGAAUAACCUAACCCUAUUACCGGUGCACCAAUUCAUCCGAUCUACCAUCUCUCAGCCAGACGGUCGUGCGCUAUAUCGUUCUCUCCGUUUCCAGCUCCACUGGUCGGACGCAGUCUACACCACGCCGUUCGUCUAAUAUCAAACCCGAGUUAAAAUGGGGAAGAAGAAAUCUGAUGAGAUUGGAGCAGUUAAGGGUAAGGGGAUUGGGAAAGAUUCUUCCAAAGAAGUAAAAAAAGAGAAGAUUUCGGUCUCUGCAAUGCUGGCUAGUAUGGAUCAGAAACCAGAUAAGCCCAAGAAAGCUUCUUCUUCUUCUAGAACUUCUAAACAAGCUCCAAAAGUUUCGUCUUACACAGAUGGCAUCGAUCUUCCUCCUUCCGAUGAUGAAGAUGAUAUGGAUGGUGUGGGUCCGGCAGAAGUUGAAGCACAACAUGAUGAUGGUAAGCAUCCUGUCAGGGGGCGUAACAGAAAUGAUGCCGACAGUUCCCUGGAUGUCUCGAUAACGGACAAAGAGUUAAAGAAGCGAGAAAAGAAAGACAUGCUGGCUGCCCAUGCUGUUGAGCUGGCAAAGCGGGAGGCACUCAAGGAUGACCGUGAUGCCUUCACUGUUGUCAUCGGAAGCCGGACUUCGGUUCUUGACGGUCAAGAUGACGCGGAUGCUAACGUCAAGGACAUCUCAGUAGACAGUUUUUCUGUUUCGGCUCGAGGAAAAGAGCUCUUAAAGAACACAUCCGUGACGAUAUCUCAUGGUAGGCGAUACGGACUGGUGGGACCCAACGGAAAGGGUAAGUCCACUCUAUUAAAGCUGCUCGCUUGGCGAAAGAUUCCCGUACCGAAAAACAUCGAUGUCCUUUUGGUCGAACAGGAGGUGGUUGGUGAUGACAAAACUGCUCUUGAAGCUGUCAUUUCUGCUAACGAAGAACUCGUCAAGACCCGCCAAGAGGUUCAGAAUCUAUCCGCUUCUGUAGGUGACAAUGAAGAAGAUGACGAUGUGGCUGAUGACGUGGGAGAGAAACUUGCUGAGUUGUAUGAUAAACUGCAGAUAAUGGGCUCUGAUGCUGCUGAGGCCCAAGCAUCUAAAAUUCUUGCCGGGUUGGGUUUCACAAAGGAAAUGCAGGGACGCCCAACACGGUCAUUUAGUGGUGGGUGGAGAAUGAGAAUCUCACUUGCUCGGGCACUCUUUGUUCAGCCCACCCUAUUGCUUUUGGAUGAACCUACCAACCAUCUUGACCUUCGGGCGGUCCUUUGGCUUGAGGAAUAUUUAUUCAGGUGGAAGAAAACUCUCGUUGUUGUCUCCCAUGACCGUGAUUUUCUCAAUACUGUCUGCACCGACAUCAUUCACCUCCAUGACAUGAAGCUCCAUUACUACCGCGGUAACUUUUCUGUUUUUGAAGGUGGGUAUGAUAACCGACGCAAAGAGGCAACAAAAAAGUUUGAGGCAUAUGAGAAGGCGAUGAGGAUUGCAAAGAAAUCUGGGAAUCGUGUACAGCAGGAGAAGGUCAGGGACCGUGCCAAAUUUGCUGCUGCAAAAGAAUCAAAGAAAAAGUCAAAGGUUGAUGAGGAGGAUGAGCCUGUACCUGAGGCCCCACAUAAAUGGAAGGAUUAUACCGUAGAGUUUCACUUUCCUGAGCCCACUGAACUCACCCCCCCACUAUUGCAGUUGAUUGAAGUCAGCUUUUCCUAUCCGAACCGACCUGACUUCAGGCUCUGUAAUGUGGAUGUGGGAAUCGAUAUGGGGACGCGAGUUGCCAUUGUGGGUCCGAACGGUGCAGGAAAAUCUACUCUGCUCAAUCUUCUUGCCGGAGACUUGGUCCCAUCUGAGGGUGAGGUCCGGAGGAGUCAGAAAUUGAGGAUCGGACGGUAUUCACAACAUUUUGUGGAUUUGUUAACAAUGGAUGAAACACCGGUGCAGUACCUUCUCCGUCUGCAUCCGGACCAAACAGGUCCCAGCAAGCAAGAGGCAGUCCGUGCGAAGCUCGGGAAGUUUGGUCUCCCCAGCCACAAUCACCUGACACCCAUUGCCAAGCUAUCUGGAGGGCAGAAGUCACGGGUCGUUUUCACCUCAAUCUCCAUGUCGAAACCACACAUCCUGCUGUUGGAUGAACCUACAAACCAUCUGGACAUGCAAAGCAUUGAUGCGCUGGCGGCUGCACUUGAUGAGUUCACUGGUGGGGUCGUGCUGGUGAGUCACGACUCAAGGCUGAUAUCGCGUGUCUGUGAGGAUGAGGAAGUGAGUGAGAUUUGGGUGGUAGAGGAUGGAACCGUGACUCCAUUCCAAGGAACCUUUAGCGAGUAUAAGGAAGAUCUACAAAGGGAAAUCCGAGCCGAGGUUGAUGAGUGAUAAUAAUGUUUCCUUUCUCUCCUCCUCCCUCAUGAUAGUUGUUGCUCUUAUUAUGAUUUUGGUGAGUGUAAUCAUUUAUCUGUUGCGAAUAUACAAAACAUAUAUGAACUUUACUAGCCUGCACUUUGUAAAACACUGCAGUCUGCAUGCUGAUGAUUUAUAAAGUUUUUCUGAAGAUUGUCAUUUAAUGUGACCUCUUCAUGAGUGCUCUG